This is a messenger RNA of Paramecium sonneborni, 805 nucleotides long. The record is from the annotation of a GenBank genome assembly. Lineage: Eukaryota; Ciliophora; Oligohymenophorea; Peniculida; Parameciidae.
GAUUAUGAAAAAAAAAUAAACCUAAAAGAUUGAAUUUGAUUAAUCUAUUGUUCAAAAUAAAAACUCUGAGAUUGCAAUUAGGCCAAACUCUGGUAAAUUAGCUCCAAUUAUUAAAUCUCCUUUGCCUCCUAGAAAAGCAACUUUAUCUUAACAUUAAAAACAAAGAAAAAAUUAAUAAGAACUUCAAUUAUCUCAAGACAUCAAAGUUAUUAAAAUUCGAAGUAUAACACCAAAUGAACAAAAAAUAGUUCAAUAUUAUGUAUUAAUCCCUAUUUUAUCAAAAAAAGAAUGCUAGUCCUGUUAAACUAAUUUAAAAAUAACAAGCAGUUUAAUCAGAAAAGAAAAUAAUUGUUAUUCCCAAAAGACCAGAAAAAUAAUAAUUUAGAAUUACAAAUAAAAUUAAUUCAUCAGCUGAAAAAAAAAGUUCACAAUUAAAGGGAAGCAAUAAUUAAGGUUACGAGUUUAAUUGGAUAAAUCAUGAAUCAACUUAAAUUAUAGAAUUUAACAAUUAGAAAAAAAAUAAUAUAAGAGAAUAACAUUAUAAAUAGUAAAAGUAAGAAUUUAAAAAAACUAUUCCAAAAUGUGUUAAAGAUUUCUCGAUGACUUCUCAUAAAAAUGAUUUGCCUUAAUUAUUAAAAAAUUACUAAUAAGAAUUUAAAGAUGUUCAUUAAUAAUAUAUGCAUGAUAAUCCACCUCCUCUAAAUAUGAGUGGUAAGACAUAUUAUUAAAAAUAGAAAUAAUGGAAAUCAAUGAAGAUGGUUUUUCCUCUUUAGCUUAAAGUACCUAUCAUCAUUAGAUCCACUGA